AUUGGAGCGCCUGCGCAGGGAGGACCUCGCUUCGCUUCCGGUUCCGCCAGCUUUCUAACGCCGCGCAGGGUUCCCGGGAAAGGCACGUGCGCGGCUGAAUGGAGCUGGUCGCCGGUAGCUAUGAGCAAGUCCUUUUCGGGUUCACAGUACAUCCGGACCCUCAGGCGAGUGGCGACAAAGAGCAGCAGCAAUGGACUCCUGUGGCUGACUUCACUCAUCAUGCUCACACGGCCUCCUUGUCAGCAGUGGCUGUGAAUAGUCGUUUUGUUGUCACUGGGAGCAAAGAUGAAACAAUUCACAUUUAUGAUAUGAAAAAGAAGAUAGAACAUGGAGCCUUAGUACAUCACAAUGGUACAAUAACUUGCCUGAAAUUCUAUGGCAGCAGGCACUUAAUCAGUGGAGCAGAAGAUGGACUCAUUUGUGUCUGGGAUGCAAAGAAAUGGGAAUGCCUCAAGUCGAUCAGAGCUCACAAAGGACAUGUGACCUUCCUUUCUAUUCAUCCAUCUGGCAAGUUGGCCCUGUCUGUUGGUACAGAUAAGACAUUAAGAACUUGGAAUCUUGUGGAGGGAAGAUCAGCCUUCAUAAAAAAUAUAAAACAAAAUGCUCACAUAGUAGAAUGGUCCCCAAGGGGAGAGAAAUAUGUAGUUGUUAUACUGAAUAAAAUAGACGUCUAUCAGCUUGACACUGCAUCCAUUAGUGGCACCAUCACAAAUGAAAAAAGGAUUUCUUCUGUUACCUUUCUUUCAGACUCUGUCCUUGCAGUGGCUGGAGAUGAAGAGGUUGUCAGAUUUUUUGACUGUGAUUCACUAGUGUGCCUUUGUGAAUUUAAAGCACAUGAAAACAGGGUAAAAGACAUUUUCAGUUUUGAAAUUCCAGAGCAUCAUGUUCUUGUUACAGCAUCAAGUGAUGGUUUCAUCAAAAUGUGGAAGCUAAAGCAAGAUAAGAAAGAUCCCCCAUCUUUACUCUGUGGAGUGAACACAAAUGCCAGGCUGACGUGUCUUGGAGUAUGGUUAGACAGAGGAACAGACACAAAAGAGAGGCCUCCUCUAGCAGCAGAGCCUUCUUCUGUUAAUACAGAACAGUCCAGGAUCAGCAAAAAGGACUCUGACGUGGUGCAGCAAGAAGACACAUUAAAACCUAACUCAAAGAAAUGUGUUUUAAGUGGUGACAGUAAUAAGCCAGUGAAAGGAAAUAGCCUGUCAGCCGGGAAAAGGAAGAUGGUAGAAAUGCAAGAAAAGAAGAAGAGAAAAAAGAAAAUAUAACUGAUGCACUGAAUCCCAGAUUGAUUGAUUCCCAAAAGAACUCCUUUUUUUAAUGGACUCAUCUUUUAAAUAUAUCUAAAUAUUAUUUUUUUCUGAGUAAAGGCAAGGAAUUUCUUUUUCUGGAGAAAAUGUACAGCUUGGAAAACCACUUUUAGGUGUUUUUUUUUAAUGUGCUAAAAUUAUUUUUGGCACCUUUGGCCUACAUGUUAUUAAUUAUAUAGAGAGGUAUAUAUGUUAAUUAUAAUAUGUAAUUUUUAUUGUGUAUAAAAUAAAGAUCUUUCCCCAAAUAUGGCAAUUUAAAAUAAUGUGAAAUCUUGAACAUAGUGUUGGAGAUCCAAUCCAGGGCCUUGAAUAUGUUAGGCAAGCACUCACUGUACCUCUUAAGCUGCUGCACCCCCAGUCAUCUGAACACAUUCUUUACUAGAGAUAAAUAAAGAUUAUUUUUCAAACUAUU
Molecule: messenger RNA, 1716 nt
Organism: Marmota flaviventris (yellow-bellied marmot)
Lineage: Eukaryota; Metazoa; Chordata; Mammalia; Rodentia; Sciuridae
Gene: Pak1ip1
Product: PAK1 interacting protein 1
Molecular function (GO): protein binding
Source: RefSeq, a predicted model, not a curated record